UGCAUAACAACCUAACAGUAAACCACAAUGUUAGGGGAUGAUCACAUGAGGAUUCGAAACUCACACACAGCUUCCCAGUUCGUGAUCGCUGAUGGAAUCUUCCUCCGGCAGAAUCGUCUUCUGAGCUCUUCGUCGUUUUGGGGCACCAAAUUCGGAAACACCGUGAGGUUGGGAGUAUCAGGAUGUAGUAGCUGCUAUCGGAGGAGGACCACGAGUGUGAAUGCUUCAUUAGGUGGUCUUCUCAGCGGGAUUUUCAAGGGUUCUGAUAACGGAGAAUCGACUAGGCAACAGUACGCAUCAAUCGUUUCCUCCGUCAAUCGAUUGGAGACUGAGAUUUCGGCACUUUCGGAUUCAGAGUUGCGAGGAAGAACUGAUGCGUUAAAGCAACGGGCUCAGAAAGGAGAAUCCAUGGAUUCACUUUUACCUGAAGCAUUUGCUGUUGUGAGAGAAGCUUCCAAGAGAGUUCUUGGACUCAGACCUUUUGAUGUGCAACUAAUUGGUGGUAUGGUUCUUCAUAAAGGAGAGAUAGCAGAAAUGAGAAUUGGAGAAGGGAAAACGCUUGUUGCUAAUUUACCUGCUUAUUUGAUUGCAUUAAGUGGGAAAGGUGUUCAUGUGGUUAUAGUUAAUGAUUAUCUUGCUCGAAGAGAUUGUGAAUGGGUUGGUCAAGUUCCUAGGUUCCUUGGAUUGAAGAUGCGUCGCGCAUUCUGUUACUUUGGCACUUUCCCCUUGCUCCUCACGAAGCGUUGCAUGCGUCAGCAGCAGCAGCCUCCCGGAGCUGGCCUCGACGAUCCAAUCAACCUGCAUAUUCUAUGGAAGAAAUCGUUUUCAUUUGCAGUGAGAGAUUCACUAGUUAAUGUUGGUCCAGUAAAAGAUUUUGCGUACGGCUUAAGGAUUAAUGCUGAUGCAAACGCCACUGGGAUAUCCAAACAGAGCAAAUAUGAAUUGUCAUGGGAAGAAGUGGAAGGAAGAGCUUGAUCAAGAAAUGGAAAGAAAGCGCACAAGUCAAG
This is a messenger RNA of Arabidopsis arenosa, 1007 nucleotides long. NCBI's taxonomy places the organism in Eukaryota, Viridiplantae, Streptophyta, Magnoliopsida, Brassicales, Brassicaceae. The record is from the annotation of a GenBank genome assembly.